Molecule: messenger RNA, 10514 nt
Organism: Rhopalosiphum maidis (corn leaf aphid)
Lineage: Eukaryota; Metazoa; Arthropoda; Insecta; Hemiptera; Aphididae
Gene: zormin
Product: muscle M-line assembly protein unc-89
Exons: 37
Coding region: 365-10198 (3277 amino acids)
Biological process (GO): homophilic cell-cell adhesion; synapse organization
Cellular component (GO): axon; plasma membrane; neuronal cell body
Molecular function (GO): protein binding; axon guidance receptor activity
Source: RefSeq, a predicted model, not a curated record
GUUUGAACGUUUUUUAUAGCCGUAGUUUCUAUAAUUUCCCGUUCUUUACUUAAUAUAUUUUAAUAAAAAGUACAUAUAAUCACGUAAUACGUAUAAUAUAUAAAUAAAAACACUUAUAUCAUGCACAGAUUUACUUUGUGUAUGUGUAGAAUAUUCGUUUCGUCGAAAACGGUGUAAACUCGGGUAUGCUGUUAUAUUAACGGUCCAUCGUGUUGAAAUAUAAUUAGUUUUUGAGACGGUAUAGUAUGAUUUAAUAUAAAAACGCUGCAGUGUCCGGGAUUGCCGAAUAAAAUAUAAUAAAGGUCGUGUUUUACUUUACAACGGUUUAUCGGCAAUAGUGUGGCUGUAAUAAGACUAUAGGAAAAUGGAGAGCGAUGAUGAUUAUUAUACCGUGUCGGAGUGUUUAAGCUCAAAAGUUUCUUCAUAUGGAUCGUGUACACCUAUAGCGUCUGAUCAAGAAGAAGAAUACGAUACGGAUACCAUCGUCCGAGAAGUGUUGCAGACACGAAAGUUAAUGCUUUCGCCUGUUCGAGGAUGUGUGGAAACUAGCGAAUAUAUUUAUAAAGAUACGCCAAUACUGCGAACUGAAAAACAAGCUAAAUGUCGUGAUGUGCUGGAAUUAAAAGUUCUCGAACUAUGCCCGGAACUUACGUUGCUCGGAGAGACGUUGGAAGAGGCUUCAAGUUUGCAGGCCGAACACGAGAGAGUAUUGGAAAAAAUACAGGAAAAGCAGAGUCCCGUCAACGAGUUAUUGAAGAAAGCCGAUCAUUUAAUAGCUACACAGAACACGCAGCCCGAAGUAUAUGCCGCCAUGGCCGAUUCUCUGGGAUUAGCAUGGAAAGACGUAAACGAUAUACUUCAAAAGAGGAGUUACUUGUUGCACCUAAAUGUCGAAUAUCACCGACAAGCCGAAGUAUGUAUGGAACGAAUCAGAACGCUGGAAAUGCUCUGCCAUAGUUACCUGCCGACCGACGUCGAAUCGAUCAAAAAUCAUCUAGAGCAUAUCCAAGAAGUUCGCAAGUCCAUACUGGAAGCACUUAUGGUUGCUUUGGGCAAUGGUACUCAGCUACUGGACGUUUUGAAAGAAAUGCAAGCCAAAGGAACCCUGGAUUCAAGACCGGGAUAUAACUAUCAUUCUAUUUCACUAGCCGUGUCUCAAGUAGAACAUUGGUUGGAAAAACUUCACGAUAAACGUCAUUCGUUGGACAUCGACUGUCAUGAACGUAAGACAAUGUUGGAAAAACGACUGACAAUAUCUUUACUAGUCACUGAUUUAAAUUUACUUGAAAACAUACUAUCUGAAAGAAAAAACUCUCUUGAAAAAGUUAAAAACUGUCUUGGUGAUUCCCAGUACGAAUGUUCUAAAUUUACGGAAGUCAACUCUAAUUUGAUAACCGAGGCAAAAGAUAUAAGAGACCAAGCGCUGAGAGUAGCGAAAGCUACCGAGCAGUUGGUGUUAACUAAAGGUUACAUGGAAGAAGAUUAUAAAUGCAAAGCGUAUAAACUAUUAGAAUUAGCGACUGAAUACUUGGAAGAACUAAACAGGAGAGAAAAUCUUUUAGAUGCCGCUAUGAAAUUCUUCGAGACCGCCGAUAAAGUCCUCCGCGCAUGGGAAACCAUACUUCAGCAUUCAUCCGAUGAACAAUUGGCAUCAAAGAACACGUACGUUACAGAGACGGUAAAGCGAACCGGCGCCUCAGUAAUUCAAGAAGGAAAUUUAAUAUUAAAAGAUUUACCAGAGGCAGAGGGCGUUAAACGGGUUGUAGACGAGUUAGAAAGGAAAAAACAGUUAAUACUAUCGAUUGUUAUGAAAGACCGUGAAAAAUAUAUGGAAUCUUCAGAAGCAGUUAACACAUUCUCAGAGAAUUAUAAUAAUAUAUUUUCAUGGCUAGUAAGUUUAGCUGAAUCAUUUUUACACGAACAUAAUUCUAUGGGUACAAAUCUCACGGAAGCACGAGAAUUUUUAAUAUCCCAUAAAACUCUACAAAGAGACCUUAGGUCUCGAGGGAUCGACAUUAAUGCAUUGGUAAAUUCAACAAGUUUGCCACCGUUAACGUAUAUCGAUGCUGAAACAAGGGUGGAUCUGGAAAGUAAAUCGGUCGUGUUAAAAGACCAUUGGGCAUAUUUGGAUAGAAUAUUGGACUGGCGGAUACAAUUGUCCGAGUUAUAUGUCAAAUUUUUCACGUCGUGUGAACAUUUGAACAUCGAAUUUUCAAACUUGGACUCUGUCAUCGCAGAUCAUGUUGACGUGUCUGAUCAAAGAUUAGAUUCUGCGCACAAGUAUUGGACAAAUAUUUUACAAUUAUAUAUCCAACUUAAGAACACGGGAGAAAAGUUUUUGCAUCAAAGUGCAAAAUCGGAGGACGCUCAUCUGGAACUAGACGUAGCGCGAGACCGCGUGCGAUCGUUACUGGACACGUUCGUGGACAGGAAAACGAGAACUACUUCCGUCUGGGAGACUUGGCAGCGGGCGUCAGCUGAAAACAAACUGGACAAAGUGCUCUGGUCGGAAACAAUGUGCGAGAGCAGUAAGACAGUAGAUUGGGUUUCCAAAUUGGAAUCUCAAUUAUAUCCAGUGUUGAAAUCUGAACCGUCAUCAAUAGAUCGACAUAUUUCAGAGGUUAAACAGAAGUUAAAUAAUGUAUUACCGGAAGUUCAAAGGGCUCAAGACGAUAUCGAGUCCAGAAUAAAAACAGCCGAAGAACUUAUUGGAAAAGGAAAUAUUCAAGGUGACAAUAUUUCUAUUCCUCCAAGGUUAAAAGAACUUCAUAGUCGACUUGUUGGAAUCACUACAGAGUAUCAGAAUCUUUUAGAUAUGUUCUUAUCAUUUUUCAAUUCUUUACAAGAAUUUCACAAUACAGUCAAAGAAUCUGAAAGAGGAAGGCCUGCUGAUAUUUUCAAUCAUAAAUUGAACGAAGUCGAAGAACUCCUUAAGAAACACAACCAAUCUAGACAAGCAGUUUUAGAUAGUUUUAAAACUGUUUAUGCCGAAAACAUUCGUUUAAUGGAUAAAAUUAAGCAACAGGAACCUCAAAAAUCUGGAGAGCAAGAUAUGUAUGUCGUUCGUUAUUUGAUGGAAAACGAAAGAAACCUUUGGGAUCAAUCAUGUGAAAUUUAUUGUCAAAAAAUCGAACAACAGCAACAAUUAAGUCAGUUUGACAAUGAUCUCAUUCAGAUCAACAACAAUUUGAACGAUCUUUCGCAACAACUUUCAUCUACACGAGGGCAAUAUGGUGCAAAUUUAGCAUCUGCCAAAUCAGCUUCACUUGCUUUUCAUUAUUUCGAAAAAACUAUUUUACUUUUAGAACAACGAAUUGAAACAUUCAUUAAUGCUGCAAACUCAUUGAUGAAUUUCGAACAUAAUAAGUCAGAACACAUCCGAGAUGAAUUGAAUAAAUUGAAGUCUAGAUGGGAUACUUUCCAAGCACAAGUGUUAGAAAGUCGAAAGCAUAUUGAUCUGUGUGUUCAAUAUUUUACGUUAAUUAAUGAAGCACAAGAUUGGUUCCACGAAGGAAGUAUUCUUCUUAUGAAUAUUGCUCGAAAAUCAACCGAAGUCAAAACAAGUGAAGAAGCUUCGGCAUUAUUAAAAGAAAUUGAAAUAUUUUUAAAACCUGGUGAUAUAAGACAAGACGAGAGAUUAAAUCAAAUACAUGAACUUAGUAUUCAACUUUUUGGAGAACAUGCAAUUGCUGAAGUGCCUCAAGUUGUUACGGAAAAUAAAGAACUCCUUGAUUCAUUCUCUAUGAUUGCAAAAGAGUUAAAGUCUUUUGACGAUAAGCUUAAAUCUAAAGAAAAAUAUGAAAUUAAUAGUGAAGUAAAUCAAAUAAUUACUAAUACUUACGAAGAAAUAAUGACAUCCACCUCAAUAACUAAUGGCGUGUCACUAAAUGAAGAUAAUAUCCCAUCGUCAAAGAAAAUAAAACUUGAAGAAAUCAUUAAACCUAAACCUUCAAUAGUUGUACCAUUACAAGAUAACACGGUUGAUGAAGGGAAAAAAUUUACAUUUGAAUGCAGCAUUGAAGGCGAACCUUCAAAAGUAACUUGGUUCAAAGACAAUAUUUCCAUCGAUAAUAAUCCAGACUAUCAGACAUCUAAAAUUGGUAAUCGAUAUAUACUGACAAUCGAAGAAACGUUUGUAGAAGAUUCGGCGAAAUUUACAUGUCGGGCCGAAAAUGAUUCUGAUGUUAUUGAAACAAGUGCAUAUCUAUCAGUUAAAGAAUGUGCACCUGAACACCAAAUUAGUCCAUCUGUAUUUACAAAAUUGCUAUCAGAUUUGCUAGUAAAAGAAGGUGAUGCUUGUUCGUUUUCUUGCAAGGCAGAAGGUAAUCCUCUCCCAACAGUGCAGUGGUAUAAAGAUGACAUUUGUAUAGAUAAUAGCCCUCAAUACCAAAUUACAUAUAAUAAUGGCGAAGCGCUGUUAAAAAUUGAACACACCAAUUCGUCUACCCACGGUGGAAAAUAUACUUGUGUUGCCACUAACAGACUUGGUUCAGAUUCAACUACCUCUAUGUUAUUGAUUGACGCUCUGGAAAAGUCUGAAGAUGGACCGACGUUUAUUGUGCCUCUAUCUAACGUAAUGGCUAGAGCCGGUCAAAAGUUGAAAUUGGAAUGUGAAGUUGAAACGAAUAAGCCACCGGUAUUGAUUUGGUUUCACAAUGGGAAAGUCAUGAAAGAAAUAAAAGAUUUCAAGGUUUCUGAAAAUCGUGGAAAAAUUAAUUUAAUUAUUCCGGAAGCCUAUCCUAAAGAUGCAGGCACUUAUAGUUUAACCAUCAAAACGGAACACGGUGAAGCGACCAGUAGUUGUCAAGUAUCGGUGAAAGGUAUACUACCAAAUGAAACUUCCGAUUCGGAAAUUGCAAGUGACUUGGAACCGAUUAAACCGUCAAUACCGUUGCGUUUAAAAGAACAAACCGUUUUGGAAGGCGGAAGUGUUCAUUUAAAAUGCGUAAUUAUUGGACAGCCUGAACCCGAGGUUAUAUGGUAUCACGAUGGAAGACCCGUUAAAGAAUCCAAAGACAUUCAGCUUUUAUUCCAAGGCGAUCAGUGUUCACUUAUAAUCAAAGAGGCUUUUGUCGAAGACGCGGGGGAAUACAAAGUAGUGGCUAUUAACUCGGCCGGAGAAGCCAACAGCACAUGCGUAUUAAGUGUUGAGCCAAAAUCAGUAGCUGAUAUAGACGAACAUGUGGUCUCGCCGAAGUUCACCAAGCUACUAUCGGACGUAUUGGUGAGGGAAGGUGAUUCUAUUACUUUAGAAUGUAAUGCCGACGGCUGUCCGAAACCCGAUUUUAAAUGGAUUAGGAAUACUGUGGAAAUCAAACCCGACCAAAGGAUAACAUUGAGUACGGACGAAGAUGGUACGGCGACACUUCACAUACAUAAUGCUCUACCGGUUGACAAAGGACAGUAUACCGUGAUAGCAGUGAACAAAGCCGGAGAAGCCAAGUGUUUUUCGCACGUAAUCGUAAAAGCUAUUUCGACGUUUGAGUCGGCAGUCAAGCCCUCGACGGACAAAGUCCAUUUCGAAGAGAAGUUGGAAACACCGUUAUUUACCGAAACGUUUUCGCCAAACGUGAACGUAGUCCCUGGCGAAAGUGUGAAAUUCGAAUGUAUCGUUGUUGGCAAACCCGCUCCAAAGGUCCGCUGGCUUUUCAACGAGAAGCCGGUAAGUGGAAAAUCGUUCUUAGUGUCUACCAGUGGCGAUCGUCAGGUACUCACCAUUCCCGAAGUGAACACAGAACACGACGGAAUAGUCGAGUGCGUGGCCGAGAACGAAGCAGGCAAAUGCAGAUGCGUGUCUUCGCUUAAAAUAAAAGAAAGUGAAGCUGUUCCAUUAACCAUGGCCUACAACGGCGGCGGUGAUUUAAAACAUACGGUUUCCGAAGUUUAUGAAUCCAGUUCGAAAUUCGAGUCGAAACAAUCAACGUUCAUGUCGUCGUCGUCGUCGUCGAUCAGUGGCGACAAUGCUUCUAAAUUUAAAUUAGAUUCUUUCAGUUUACAGUCGGAAAAACAAAGCAGACAGUUUGGAGACAACGCUCCAGUACAGUCCGAAUCGUUACGAACAGAAGAGUACCAUAACACGGACGGGCAGGAAAGUCAACAUGUGAGUGAUCUGAGUUCCACCAAUAUAUCCGAAGAACAUCAAACUUCAUUUUUCGAACGAGGCCUAUACAAUCAAGGUGGGCUCGUUAAGGACACCUCACAAAAAUCGUUGCUUGAAAGAAAUAUUUCGAAACAUACCAGGAGAGAAACGGCACCACGUUUCGUGUCGGCUCCACAAGGAAAAAUCGCUGAACAGGGAAGAGACGUUUUUUUGGACGCAAUAAUAGACAGCUAUCCGCAAUCCGACAUCACGUGGAGCAAGAACGGUAUCGAGUUGAUUUCCGAUGGUGUCAAAUUAAUAAUAACCAACGAAGUCAACAAAACUCGGUUGGACAUUAAACGUCUGACCGUAGAAGACAGUGGCCAAUAUACGUGCAAAGCUAUGAACGCUGCUGGAGGCACAAGCUGUACAACAGACGUCAUCGUCAAAAAAAACGUAUUUCCACCCGUCAUGUGCCGAAGACUCUUACCGAACACUGUUGCUGAAGGCGAAAGAGUAGUUUUAGAAAUUGAAGUGGCCGGUACGCCUGAACCAACAGUGAGUUGGUUCAAAAAUAAUCAACCAUUAUCAGCCACGUCGAAUUUGCACAGAUUAAGACAACAGGGGAAUUGCAGUGCCGUAGUUAUUGAAAAAGCUACUACGGAACACGCUGGAGAGUACAAAGUCGUGGCAAAAAACGAAGGCGGAGAGGCGGUAAGUUGUGCAGAUUUGAGAGUGGUUCAGCCUUUACCUGAUAUCGGAUUAAAUUUGUUACCCACAUAUGCAUCGAAUGACAACACAGAUAAAGUGAAUGUGGAUUACUACAAAAGUAUUGUACCGAUGAAUCAAUCUAAACAGUUGAAUAUUAUUAGCAAAACACAAGAAAACUCGCAUUUUUCUAAAUCUGUCUUUGUUCAAGAAUCAAUAAACAAUACUAAGGAUGUAGUUAUGACUGUUAACCGUUCCGAAACAAAUGAUUUUGAUUUAAAUUCGAAUAAUACAAACGCUAAUUAUGAAACUACUGAAAAACAGAUAUCGGUUCAAAAUGAAAAUAUCGAAAAUGGAUCGAUAACGAAAAAAAGUGCACUUCAGUUCUUUAAAAAUGUUAUCGAAGAUAAUAAAGUUGAAAAAUCCAGUAAUUCAACUGUUGCGUCCUCGACAGGAACAUACAAAAGAGAAAGCCCCGUAGACAAGUUCAAUAAUAAUUCAAAUAAUUUUGCAUCUGUUAAGUCGUAUAAUAAUGAAGAAAACGUUUCAAAUAGCUCGUUUAAACAGUCAAACGACGCGGAAGUCAUUUUAGAACCAGGUCCACCACCCACUUUUGAUUACAUGCCAAGAGCACAAUCUGUAAAAAAAGAUCAAAUGACUGAACGGUUGAGAAGACUAUCAACAAAUCAAAAAUUAUUAUCACCCGAACAAAUUCCGUCUGGUGCUGUUAGAAUAUUUCCUGAUGUAAAUUCUGAGAUAAAACAAGAAGUUUUUGAAGAAACAUGUGUAAAAAAAGAAGUAAUAAAAUCUGGGUUAUCUGAUAACACUACAACACACACACAUUUAGCUACAUCCCAAGCUCCUCUACCACACAGUGAACCUCAUGUUCCACUGUUGAGACCUCAAGCUGACAUAAAUGUGCGGCCAGGUUCUCCGAGGCCUUCUGCCGAAGCUAUAUCUAUGGAAAAGCUUUGGACAAAAGCGCAUUCUUCACACGUUCAAAAAACUCCAGUGUCAUUUUCACCGGUUCAUAUGAAAACAUAUUCUUCAUCGGAAAGCCAAUCAUUUGUUUCAGAGACUAUAGAAAAAAAUGGUGAGCUGAUAAAAAAUGAAAGCAAAGAAGAGAAACAAGGUAGUCUAAAAAUAGACGAUGGUGUUAAAAAAGUUUCUGAAUCGUUUUCAGAAAUUUCAAUAGGUCCGACAAAACACGUCGAACCUCCCCGAAAUGAAAUCAAACGCCCAGCAUCGGCACAUUUGUUUAAUGAAGCAAUAUCUAAAGAUUCUUUCUUCGGUAAUAAAAUCCAAACACAACAUUUUUCUGAAGAAUCGUCGCAAAUUAAAACGAGUUCUAUGUAUGACGUAAAAUCCAAUAUUUCUGAAAAUAUAGAAAGAAACAGUUUCAAUGCACAAUCCGAACGUCAACUAAAAAGUAAUCAAUCAUUCGAUAGAAAUAUGCAAAAUACAUAUCAAUUUUUACCAGAGCGGUCAAUAGGGCCAAUAAAACAUGUGGAACCACCGAGCAACGAUAAAGUAAGUUCUAAUUUUACACGAUCACAUAGUGUAGAAACUGCCAGGGAAAAGCAAUGGGUGUCUCAAUCACCAGUAGCUUUUAGGGGACCACCUCAAAAUAAAACCUAUUCAUCGUUUGAAGCACAUUCAAGUUUUUCAAAAAGCUUAGAAAAAGACGGUGUGUUAGUAGCUUCCGAAUUUAAUGAAGAAGGCGGUCGAGUAGUGGACGAUGGCGUUCAAAAAGUAUACGAUUCGUUUUCAGAACGUUCAAAAUUACCAUCAAAGAUCGCCGAUCUUUCAAAAAAUACCAACAAAUCAAAUUCUAUAAAAACCAUGCAAAAAAUGUUCGAGCAGACUGGUUCGUCGUCAGCGGUGUCAAAUGUCGCUUCAAACAUAAGACCUUACAGUAGAAUUAAAUCCCGAGCAAGUGAUAGCGAUUUUGAGAGUGAAGCAGAAUUAUCAAAAUACAACGUAGAGCAAAAAGUUUCGGAGAGUUAUAAUAGUUUUGAAUCGAAAAUGUAUUCUUCGAAAACUCAAUUACAAGAAAUCAAAAGUACUUCGAUGAUUAUGCAAAGUCCAAUUAGGGAAAGUGGUUACGCGGCUGACACGGACGAACCUAGGGGCUUUCAGAGCGAAGCAGCAGCUAAUAAUCAAACGUUCAACUCCAAGAGGAAUUCGGGGUUUCAAAGCGCUUCAAUAAAGAAGGCUGAGUUUUCGGAAAACGAACGUCGUCAACCGCACCGGGCACAUCCUAUGCAGUGGGCGAACCAGUACAACCAACAUUGUCGGGCUCAGGUCCGGAGCCCCGCAAAAUUUGUCAGGGGCGAAUUCCGAGAGAGCGAUUACGAGAGCGACUACGAGUGCAGGAUACAACCAAUAUGGCGCCCGAACGACUCAGAAUCGGAGGAACCGGUAUACAAGCCGGUCAGACCUGGUUUCAAGACUCCUGUCAAAAAUGUCGAGGGGUCGCGACACUUGCAGCCAGUGAAAUCGGUGGCGGCGCCGGUGGAAGCUUUCGAAUUGAAACCAGGAUCGCCGCCCGAGAUGGGUUUCGCGCCGUCGCCGGACGUACACAGAUCUGUGAGCUUUGUCGAGUCCGAACGUAACGAAAGCGUGCAGAGGACCACACACUUCUUGUCGUCCGACGGUCGCGGUCACGGUCACGGGACGCUGGAGCGAAACGCCGAGGCGAAGCGGCUGCAAAGGGUAGAUGAAAUGAGGAAGAGAUUUGAACAAAAGUCACUGUGUCCGGCCGAAUCAGGUUCGGUGCAGCAGGCGGUCUCGUCACAGCUCACGCAAGGUACUAACCAAAUCGACUUGUCCCAAACCGGAAUUCCGUAUUUCAAACACGAUUUCGGAUAUGAGUUCGGUGUAGUGUAUCCCGUGAAUGCGAGAAACGGUAACACGGCUAACCCGACGGAUAGCGUCAACAUACCAGUGAUACACGAGUUUUCCAAAACCGUUCGGGCACAGACAUCCGAGAUGUCUCCUAACACGCGCCGAGAACAUUUUAAGACAAUAACAGAUGGAACCGUUAUUAGCCCCAUUUACCAAAAAGAACUGAACGUCACCGAACACUCGGAUCCAUCGCACAGUUCACCAUUUUUCGCAACCCCAUUAAAAGACAUAGCUGUAGUUAGCGGCAAGCCUGCCAGAUUCGAGUGCAUAGUGCAAGGCGAACCCGUCGGCGAAAUCGUGUGGUCGUGCAACGGCCAAGUGCUGGAAAACUCGGACUGUUACCAGACGCAAUACAGGAACGGCGUGUGCAGACUGACGAUACCCAGGACGUACCAAUUCAAUGCCGGAUCGUACUCGUGCACUGUGUCCAAUUACCUGGGGUCCAGCAGCACAUCGGCCGACCUCCGAGUGUCAGGUGAGUCUCGCACGUUCAUUCAACAUUAAAUUCAUGUAUGGGCUUGUACUUCUUUCUCUUCGAAUACAAAAAAUUACUUCCGGUUGGCGCGGUGGAGUUUUCGAGAUUCUUAUUUUAUUCUUUAAUAAUAAUAAUAAUAAUAAUUUAAUAUAUUAUAUAGUUUUUAACAUAAAUUACACAAUUUUGUUUGUAGAACGUUAAGACUUAUAUAAACGAUUCAGUUUUAAGAAAGUACAAUAUUGUUUAGACUUUAGAAUGUAUAGUGUUGUCUAACUACAAAACAUGUCAAACCUAUUUAUUAAUAUCAUUAACUUUGAUAUAUUAUACAUAUAUAUAUUAUAUUAA